CAUGUAUUAAUGUGUUGAACUUUUUUCAGAAAAUGCCGGAUAGUAAAGUAAUGGUAAUUUCUCUCAAAAAUGGGAAAACAAGGAUAUCUUCGGAAAACUUAACAUAUGGAAGCUAAUCACAUCAGUUUUUGCCUUUUCAUCUACACCAGAGCUGAUGUUUGGACUUUAUCUACUAUACUACUUCAGGGUCUUCGAGCGACAAAUGGUUCCAACAAGUACUCUGUUUUUAUUUUGUUCUCAAUAGUGGCUUCAUUUCUAUUUGAGGUUAUGGCUCUAGCUAUCCUUAAAGAUCCCACAGCUAACCUGCUUACUUCUGGACCUUAUGGCCUCAUAUUUGCUUCAUUCAUACCAUUUUAUUUUGACAUCCCGGUUUCAACAUGGUUUCGAAUUUUUGGUGUUCGCUUCUCCAAUAAGUCUUUCAUCUAUCUAGCUGGUCUUCAGCUUCUUCUAUCAUCUUGGAAAAGAUCACUCUUGCCAGGGAUAUGUGGCAUCCUUGCUGGUUCCUUAUAUCGUCUAAAUGUCUUUCGCAUCCGAAAGGCUAAGUUUCCUGAGUUCAUUACAUCAUUCUUUUUGCGGCUUUCUUGGCCUUCUAUGGAUAAUCCACCUACAACACCAGCUAGGAAUCUUGCAGGAAAUGCACCUUCCUACACAAACACAACUCGCCAAGUGGAGAGAAGCUAUACAUCCACGGUUGCACCUUCAGCUGUAGAACCAUCAGAGGACUCUGUUGCUACCCUGGUGACAAUGGGCUUCGAUCAGAACUCAGCCAGGCAGGCACUUGUGCAUGCUAGGAAUGACAUCAAUGCUGCCACAACAUUCUUCUUGAAGCACAGUCCCACUAAUUGAGACA
This is a messenger RNA of Hibiscus syriacus, 850 nucleotides long. RefSeq names its product rhomboid-like protein 20. NCBI's taxonomy places the organism in Eukaryota, Viridiplantae, Streptophyta, Magnoliopsida, Malvales, Malvaceae. The record is from RefSeq and is a predicted model, not a curated record. Bases 106 to 846 code for a protein of 246 amino acids. The transcript has 7 exons. Gene Ontology annotation, molecular function: protein binding; serine-type endopeptidase activity.